Jaculus jaculus (lesser Egyptian jerboa) is the source of this 945-nucleotide messenger RNA. Its product is annotated as vomeronasal type-1 receptor 4-like. Lineage: Eukaryota; Metazoa; Chordata; Mammalia; Rodentia; Dipodidae. The coding region runs from base 1 to 945 and encodes 314 amino acids. Gene Ontology annotation, molecular function: pheromone receptor activity. The transcript has a single exon. Gene Ontology annotation, biological process: G protein-coupled receptor signaling pathway. Gene Ontology annotation, cellular component: membrane. The record is from RefSeq and is a predicted model, not a curated record.
AUGGACUCCAGAGGACUGAUAAUAGGAAUGAUAAUCUUAUUACAGACAACAGUUGGAAUUCUGGGAAAUUUUUUUCUCCUUUCCCACUAUCUAAUCCUUUACUAUCAUGAAUGCUCUCUGAAGACUACAGAUUUGAUCCUCAAGCACUUGACUAUGGCCAACACCUUGAUCAUUCUCUCUAAAGGAGUGUCCCACAUAAUGACAGCUUUUGGACUGAAAGAGUUUAUCAGUGAGAUUGGUUGUAGAUUUUCUUUGUAUGUUCAAAGAGUGGGCAGGAGCAUGUCCAUUGGUUCCACCUGCAUCUUGAGUGUCUUCCAGGCCAUCACCAUCAGCCCCAGGAGUUCUGACUGGAAGGGCCUUAAAACUAAAGCACCAAAGUACAUUGGUCUCUUCCUUUCCCUCUGUUGGAUACUGUACUUGAUUGUAAAUAUUAUUUUCCCUAUAUAUCUAUUAAAUAAAAAAGUGAAAAGCCAAAACAUGACAAAAGCAAAAAGUUUUGAAUAUUGUUCUCCUGGAGAUCGUGAUGGCAUCAUGGACUCACUGUAUAUGGCAUUAUUUGUAUUCCCUGAAGUUUUGUUCUCUGUGCUCAUCCUCUGGUCCAAUGGCUUCAUGGUUGUCAUUCUGUAUAGACACAAAAAGCAAGUUCAACACAUCCAUAGCACUAACGUUUCCUUCAGAGCUUCUCCUGAAUCCAGAGCCAGUUGCACCAUCCUGAUCCUUGUUUCUUUCUUUUUGACUUUCUACACCCUCUCUUCCAUCUUAAAUGCGUGCAUUGCUUUUUUGAAUAGUCCUUCUUGGUGGCUGGUAAACAUUAACAACAUUAUCUCUAUGUGUUUUCCCUCUUUUGGAACACUAGUUCUCAUGAAUAAUGCCCCCACCUUCUCCAGAUUCUGCUUUAUUUGGAUAAGAAAUAAAAAAUCUCCUAAUUUUAAGGUAGCUAUGUAA